Angiostrongylus costaricensis is the source of this 261-nucleotide messenger RNA. NCBI's taxonomy places the organism in Eukaryota, Metazoa, Nematoda, Chromadorea, Rhabditida, Metastrongylidae. The record is from the annotation of a GenBank genome assembly.
AUGACAGAAGGUCCGCCUUGUAAAGAAUAUCGAUUAGUUGCCAUGGAGCAUGGUGCGACUUUCAGGACAACGGAAGCGUGGUACUGGGAUAUGAAGUCGAUCUUGAAGAGCUUUAAACGAGAACAACCAGGCAACAGUUUUCAUGGUUGCGCUCAUGAGAGAGAAAACAAGAGGGAACUUGGUGACGAGCAUUGCGAGAAUAGACCGGCUCCAACGGAACGCAGCGACGAGUCUUGCAAUUGCGUACUAGAACAUCUCUGA